This is a messenger RNA of Lotus japonicus, 3201 nucleotides long. RefSeq names its product lon protease homolog 2, peroxisomal-like. The transcript is spliced from 17 exons. Gene Ontology annotation, molecular function: ATP-dependent peptidase activity; serine-type endopeptidase activity; ATP hydrolysis activity. Gene Ontology annotation, biological process: protein targeting to peroxisome; protein quality control for misfolded or incompletely synthesized proteins; protein catabolic process. The record is from RefSeq and is a predicted model, not a curated record. NCBI's taxonomy places the organism in Eukaryota, Viridiplantae, Streptophyta, Magnoliopsida, Fabales, Fabaceae. Bases 153 to 2822 code for a protein of 889 amino acids. Gene Ontology annotation, cellular component: peroxisomal matrix.
GAGAAGAAAACGAAGCUUGGUUACGUUCCUGUGUCUCUUGCGGAUUUGGUUCUAUAUAUUUAAUUUCUCUUCUUGUUGAGGUGUUCGUCUUUUCACCCUUCAUUCCCUUCCCUUUCCUCUCAGAAAUCACACACUGAUCCCGAGUUGCCACCAUGGCUGAAUCGGUCGAGCUUCCGAGUCGCUUGGCGAUCCUCCCUUUCAGGAACAAGGUCCUCUUACCCGGCGCCAUCAUCAGAAUCCGCUGCACUUCCCCUAGCAGUGUGAAGUUGGUGGAACAAGAACUUUGGCAGAGAGAAGAGAAGGGGUUGAUUGGCAUCUUGCCAGUUCGUGAUGCUGCUGCUGCUGAAAUUAAGCAACUGGGUCCCACUGUAUCUCAAGGUGCAGGAACUGAUUUUCUAGACCAAAGCUCAAAAGUAAAAGACGGUUCAUCAGAUUCUCAUAAGGCUGAUACCAAAAAGCAGAAUGAUGGUGUUCAUUGGCAUAACAGAGGGGUAGCUGCUCGAGCAUUACAUUUAUCAAGGGGAGUGGAGAAGCCAAGUGGAAGAGUCACAUACAUAGUAGUUCUUGAAGGUUUGUGUAGAUUUAGCGUUGAGGAACUAAACACAAGAGGAAUAUAUCAUACUGCAAGGAUUUCUUCCCUUGAGACUAAGACUGAGAUGGAACAAGUAGAGCAAGAUCCAGAUUUCAUAUUGUUGUCUCGCCGAUUCAAAGCAACUGCGAUGGAGCUUAUUUCUGUUCUGGAGCUGAAACAAAAAACUGGUGGAAGGACAAAACUCCUUUUGGACAAUGUUCCAGUUCACAAGUUGGCUGAUAUAUUUGUUGCUAGUUUUGAGAUAAGUUUUGAAGAACAACUAUCUAUGUUGGAUUCAGUUGACCCCAAAGUGAGGCUUUCUAAAGCAACUGAGUUAGUUGAUAGGCAUUUACAGUCAAUACGUGUAGCUGAGAAAAUUACUCAAAAGGUUGAAGGGCAAUUGUCAAAAUCUCAAAAAGAAUUUCUUUUGCGCCAGCAGAUGAGGGCUAUAAAAGAGGAGCUUGGUGAUAAUGAUGAUGAUGAGGAUGACCUAGCUGCCCUUGAAAGAAAGAUGCAAAGUGCAGGAAUGCCACAGAGUGUAUGGAAACAUGCACACAGAGAGUUGAGGAGGAUUAAAAAGAUGCAGCCUCAGCAACCUGGGUACAACAGUUCACGGGUUUACCUAGAGCUUCUUGCUGAUCUUCCCUGGCAGAAGGCCAGUGAAGAGAUAGAACUGGACUUGAGAGCUGCACAGAAGCGACUGGACAGUGAUCACUAUGGUUUAGUGAAGGUCAAGCAACGGAUAAUUGAGUACCUGGCGGUUCGCAAGCUUAAACCAGAUGCAAGAGGUCCUGUGUUGUGCUUUGUUGGACCACCAGGUGUUGGGAAAACGUCAUUGGCAUCCUCUAUUGCCGCUGCUUUGGGUAGAAAAUUUGUACGCAUAUCCCUUGGUGGAGUUAAGGAUGAGGCUGAUAUUAGAGGACAUCGGAGAACAUAUGUUGGAAGCAUGCCUGGGCGGCUUAUAGAUGGAUUAAAGAGAGUAGGUGUUUGCAAUCCGGUUAUGUUGCUUGAUGAAGUUGACAAGACAGGCUCUGAUAUUCGUGGAGACCCGGCUUCAGCAUUGCUAGAGGUUCUGGAUCCAGAACAAAAUAAAACAUUCAAUGAUCACUAUUUAAAUGUUCCAUUUGAUCUAUCCAAGGUAGUUUUUGUGGCUACCGCAAAUAGGAUGCAGCCUAUUCCCCCACCACUUCUUGAUAGGAUGGAAGUAAUUGAGCUUCCUGGAUAUACACCUGAGGAAAAGCUACAGAUAGCCAUGCGUCAUUUGAUUCCAAGAGUUCUAGACCAGCAUGGGCUGAGUUCUGAGUUUCUUCAGAUUCCAGAGGCGAUGGUGAAACUUGUCAUUCAGAGAUAUACUAGGGAAGCUGGUGUGAGAAGUUUGGAGAGGAACCUAGCUGCCCUGGCUCGUGCUGCUGCAGUAAAAGUUGCAGAGCAAGAACAAGUAGUUCCAUUGAACAAAGGGAUGCAAAAACUCACUACACCACUUCUGGAAAACAGACUGGCUGAAGGAACUGAAGUUGAAAUGGAAGUGAUACCGAUGGGUGUCAAUAGUCAGGACAUCUCAAGCACAUUCAGGAUUUCCUCUCCAUUGGUUGUUGAUGAAACUAUGCUUGAAAAAGUGCUUGGGCCUCCAAGAUUUGAUGGUAGUGAAGCUGCUGAACGUGUGGCUACCCCUGGAGUCUCUGUUGGACUUGUUUGGACUGCUUUUGGGGGAGAAGUUCAGUUUGUGGAGGCUACAGCAAUGGCGGGGAAGGGCGAACUACAUCUCACUGGACAACUUGGUGAUGUUAUCAAAGAAUCAGCACAGAUUGCACUAACAUGGGUAAGGGCAAGGGCAACUGAUCUUAGGCUGGCUGCUGGAGAAGGAUUUAAUCUUUUGGAGGGACGUGAUGUACAUAUACAUUUUCCUGCAGGUGCUGUGCCUAAAGAUGGGCCCUCAGCAGGUGUAACCUUGGUCACGGCUUUGGUAUCGCUUUUUACUCAGAAAAGAGUGAGAUCAGAUACAGCUAUGACUGGAGAGAUGACGUUAAGGGGUCUUGUUCUACCUGUUGGUGGUGUCAAGGAUAAGAUAUUAGCUGCACAUCGUUAUGGUAUUAAGAGAGUUAUCCUUCCUGAAAGGAACUUGAAGGACUUGGUUGAAGUACCAUCAUCAGUGCUGGCCAAUCUGGAGAUUCUGCUUGCAAAGCGAGUGGAAGAUGUGUUAGAGCAUGCAUUUGACGGUGGGUGCCCUUGGAGACAGAACUCAAAGUUGUAGCAGCAUCCUUGGCUCAGACCACAUGUAUCGAUUCAAACAUACGGUCCCAUCCUGAUCUGUGAUUGUUGUGAAAUUGGGGACUUGGUAUAUUGAACUAUUCAACUGGUCUUCAUUGAGCAGAACACAAGAAACCAACAAUUUGGAUGGGACCUGACAAGUCUAUCUAUCCACAUUCCACACCAAACCACCACAGUUGUAUUGAGUAAAUAUUUUAGCUUGAGACCAGCUCUUGUGGGAGGUGAGAGCAACUGCAUCUUUUGCAUGCUUCCACUAACGUCUCUGUUGUAAAUUGUCUGUUUCUGUCCUGUCACCAUUUUGUUUUCAGUUGUGUAUAAAUAAUUAAUUUAUCUGAACAAGAGAGCACUUGCUCUUUCUUUAA